UCAGCGUCUCAACCGCUCUGCUUUCUGAUUGGCUGGCGAGUGUUGGGGGAAAAUUAAAUCAAAUGUUUGAACCGCGGUAGGAAGCAGUGAGGAAACGGGUGCGUUGCUGUUUGUUUUAUCUCCAGGGUUCUCUGUUAUAUUCUCUGAUAUCACCGCUGGAAGAAGGAUGGGGGAUGUAGCUGAGAUCCAGAUCACACCAGAAACCCCUGGGAGACCCGCCAUCCUCAAUCCGUUUGAGAGUCCCACCGACUACCACCGCCUGCACGAGUCUCUGGUGCCCAGUCCGUCUGUCUUUAAGAGCUCCAGGGUCUCCUCAGCUACACCAGCAAAGUUCAAAUGGUCCAUCGAUGAAAUGGCAAGCCUUCUCCCAGUGCACAUAGACCCUGAGGAUAUUCACCGCCAGGCUUUAUUCAUGAGUCAGACCAGGAUGGACGCUGAUGUUGAGCAAAAGCGUCAGAGCGCUAUUGAACAAUUUUUUACAAAAGGUGCUAUAGUUCCGUCGCCAUGGGGACCACUGGCGAGUAAACAGUCAGUGCUGCUGAGCCAUGAGAAAAUUGCAGGUUCGUCUUCAUCGCAUGUAACAGAGGAACAACCGGCGGCGAAGAAAAUCCACGCGACCUGUCAGACAAUUCUGUCUUUACCUGUGGACUUCGAUAUUGAAAAAGUAUUAGGUGAUUACUACAAGACGGAUGAGGUUUCUGAGCAGGUGCAGGAGAGCCUCAGUUCCUCCUCCCUGAGACGGAAGCUCUUCCUGGAUGGCCAUGCCAGCGGCUCAGAUUCGUCCAGCCCUCCCAGCCCGGAGAGAGAGGCCCACGGUGCUAGCAGAGAGAUGAUGUCAUCGGUCAUCGUGUCACCUGUGAAUUGUGGGAUCACAGCGACAACUCCUUCAUCUGGUCAGUUCUCAUCCAGUCCUAUCCAGGAACGAGGUCGUGCUUAUAGUCUGGGCAGUGUGGCCAGUCCCAUGUUCGCAGAACGGUCACCUCUUAUGUUUAAGUCUCCCACAUUGUCCCCAAUCGUCCAGCAGCACUCAGUAACACCUCAGUCAGGUGAGAGGAAGCGAUUGUCCUUCCUGUCUCCUGACGGUCUUCCAUCCUGUAGCCAGAACAUGGCUGUCAGUGGGUGUGGCAAGAGCCCAUACGUGGAAGGCUGUUCUCCCAUCCGCAGCUGCUCCCCUCUCCACCCUCAUCACAGCAGCAUAUCCUCCUUUGUCCUCCAAACGCACCUCCAGGACGAGGAGCAUAUGUUUCUCGGUGAGCCUUUACCCACUAUGGAGCUGGACUCGUGCUCCCCCAGGGUCCGGGCUGGACAUGGCGAGAGCCAGACAUCCCUGCCCGAGUAUGAUAUAAUGGAGCAGAGCAAGCCAACUGAGGAAGAGCUGGGACGCCUGUCCCCUCACCCAUUUUCUGAAGUGGAAGAUGAGGAGGAGGAAGUGGUGGCCAACAGAGAGGAGUUCUGUCGCCUCAGCAGCUCGAGAACAGGGAGCCUUUCCAAUGCAGAGAGCACCCGCAUGUUCGUGUCACUGCUGGCUGAGAGGAGCAUGGCACCGUAUGACAUUAGCAUGCAGGUGGACAGCGGUUAUAACACGUACUCUACGUGCACCACCAGCCUAAUGGAUGGCGUCAGUGCAGAUAGCCAGAGCAAGGAGGCGCAGGACACACACACUGCUGAGGAGGGACUCACUCACUCGAAACACACUAAGUCGAAGCUGUUAUUGCCAUCCCACUGAAUGCAAGGGACGGAUCAGGGACCUCCAAAGCCCAGAAGAACUGUUUACACAGUGCGUUUACACCCAAUUCCAUGCUGUCAUACAGUGAAUUCUUGCACAGGUGCCUUUUAGAUCAUCACGAAACAAAGCGAUGUUAUUAAACGAAUCUUACCUCAGAUUUCUGUCAGAAACUGAAAAGAAAAACUUGAUUUAAAUUGUUAUAGAUGAAUAUAUGCUCUUUUAUUUAAAUGGAUGAAUUACUGAAUAUACAUUUGUGUACUGGCAUUGGUUUAUUUUACCGUAUGGAUUUUUUCCUUUUGCAAUUUUUUUAAUGAUUUAUUUUCUUGGUUAUUUAUGAAUUUGUAACCAAAACCACUACAGUUCAAAUAUGUAAUAAUCGGUGUAUUUUUAAUGUUGCUCUGUGCAGCAUAAAUCCUGUGUUUCUGCUAAAUUGCAAUAAAGGACUUUUAUAUCAAAUUGAGAUGAAAAUCUGAAUAAAUCGUGUUAUUCCA
Silurus meridionalis is the source of this 2217-nucleotide messenger RNA. It is a transcript of the gene bora, whose product is annotated as bora aurora kinase A activator. NCBI's taxonomy places the organism in Eukaryota, Metazoa, Chordata, Actinopteri, Siluriformes, Siluridae. Gene Ontology annotation, biological process: activation of protein kinase activity; regulation of mitotic nuclear division; regulation of mitotic spindle organization. The record is from RefSeq and is a predicted model, not a curated record. Gene Ontology annotation, molecular function: protein kinase binding. The transcript has 12 exons. Bases 167 to 1726 code for a protein of 519 amino acids. Gene Ontology annotation, cellular component: cytoplasm; nucleus.